Punctularia strigosozonata HHB-11173 SS5 is the source of this 729-nucleotide messenger RNA. Its product is annotated as RNA polymerase Rpc34. The record is from RefSeq and is a predicted model, not a curated record. The transcript has 6 exons. Gene Ontology annotation, cellular component: RNA polymerase III complex. Lineage: Eukaryota; Fungi; Basidiomycota; Agaricomycetes; Corticiales; Punctulariaceae. Bases 1 to 729 code for a protein of 242 amino acids. Gene Ontology annotation, biological process: transcription by RNA polymerase III.
AUGAGUUCAACCAAGAAGAUCAGUCGCAAGUUGAGCGCUGUCGAGCAAAAGCUUCAUCAAGCAUCGCUCGCAGCACCAAACAAAACGAUCACCCCUGAAGAUCUCACAAAGCUUGCAGGAGAUGCUAGUACUGGAACGGCGGCGAUCAACUUUCUCUUGAGUGUGGGCAUGCUGAAAGCCCAGAAUGACUCAAGAGGAAGGCUGUCUUUCCGUGCAGUAGCCAAGGGGGAAAUGGAACAGUGCAAGGAUAUGUCUGGCGAGGAAAGUAUGGUUUUGAGCCAUAUUCAGGCUGCAGGAAACGAAGGCAUAUGGACCAAGCAUAUCAAAGCGAAGACAGAGCUUCAUCAAACUGUCAUAGACCGCUGCCUCAAGUCGCUAACGCAGAAGCAGCUCAUCAAAUCCAUCAAAUCCGUAAAGCACCCAACACGCAAGCUUUACAUGCUUUAUCACCUCGAACCUUCCGUUGAGCUCACCGGUGGGCCGUGGUACACUGACAAUGAACUCGACACCGAGUUUAUCAAGCUGCUCUCCUCCGCUUGCCUGAGAUUCAUCAAGGAUAGGGUGGGUCAGAACGUAUUCCCUGAUAUGUUGCUGCUCAUUGCUUCCACCAGAGCUUCCCGAAGACGAAACAUUCCUCGGAGCCACCUCAUUCGCAGCCAAUAUACCCGAUCGGAGGCGCGCCCUCGUAUCCGUCGACUCAACAGGUAUUUACAGGAUAUGACUUCAUAG